Molecule: messenger RNA, 2886 nt
Organism: Fibroporia radiculosa
Lineage: Eukaryota; Fungi; Basidiomycota; Agaricomycetes; Polyporales; Fibroporiaceae
Exons: 4
Coding region: 1-2886 (961 amino acids)
Source: RefSeq, a predicted model, not a curated record
AUGUCAGGCUCAUUGGAUUACUUGAACAAUGUUGCUGACAACCAAGCGAGAGGACUCCCGGACGAAGGUGAUUACGAUGACGAUGGUCAGGAGCAGUCCCCUUCCGAGAGAACCGCUUUGCUGUCUCUCGCGUCUUUGGGGAACAGUCGAGAGACCCUUGGUCUGGCGGAACGACCUAGACGUUCUAGCAGGAGAGAUCGAGAACGCCGUCGGAGCAGUACGCAGCGCGAGCUUGUUAAGCUGCUGAUCAGUGAAGAGAUUGAAAUAAAACAAGCACGAAAUGCUCUAGGUGCCACACGAAACCAUUUAAACAUAGAGUCGUUGCGUGCCCAAGAGGCCGAACGCCGCGCUAUUGAAAUUGCGCAGCGCUUUCGGGACGCAAACGAGGCCAGGAUUGCUACUCAGCAGGAGAAUCAACGUCUGAGAGAGGAGUUGGGGAUCUACAAGUUCCAGUACGAGAACGCGCUCCGAGAGUUGUCCAAGCAGGACGGCUUCGUGAAGGACCUCGAAGCGCAGCGAGAUGAUGCAGAAGCGGUCGCAGCGAGAGCUCGUACAACGGCCAGACGGUUGAAGGAAGAGCAGCUGAUUAGCAGGGCUCGCGACGAAGGGCGACGGCAAGGUUACCGAGAAGGCGUGAAGCGGGGUUACGAGGAUGCGCGAAGAACAAGAUAUCGUUCCGGCAGAGAUGAAGAUGCUGAUGAGCCUCAGGCUGGCGAUGAGGCCGAUGGCGAUGCAGGACGCACUCCCCCUUUGGAUGACUUUUCUCCCAACAUGUUGAAUCUACCUACACCACCACAAGGUGCAAUUCCUUUAGCACAACCGUCUAUUGCAUCAGUACUGGAAGAGGCUGCCUCGAUGCCAGGCCCUUCUCGGGAGCCUCAUCCAGGAGGGGCGCAAGGAUCGCGCUUUCGGGAGGAUAUCACCAGCCCGGGAGCCUCUACUCUUGCGUCUUUGCCAAUGCCAGGUCCUUCUUCAUGGCCUAAACCGCCCCCACCCGAUAUGUCCAGAUUCACUCGUCCAGUACCAAUGCGUUCGACCUCACCGGUGUCCAGCCAUCCAACUUAUGCAAUACCUCCUGAUGGUUGGAUACCCGAGGCCGGUGCGGACAGUCAAAUUAUUCUCCCUCCGCCCCACGAGCUCGCUGCUCAGCCUCCGAUCACUCCGCGCACACCAUUAUCGCCUCUGCCAGACAUCCUUCCAGAUAAUAUUCCAUCGACUGGACCUCCUCGUCCUGAUUCUCAGCCUAUUGCGCGUGACUACGGGUACAAUCAUAGAUAUACUUCGCCGAGGUCUUUGGCAGAUUCUCUGCCUUCGACUGCCACCACGAACAUAUCUCAGUUUGACCUGGUUGGUCCACCACGGUCUGCUACCCGAAGCCCUGGACGCAUUGUGCUUGAUGCCAUUCCUGAAGUGGCUACAGAGUUUAGCCCAGAAACUGACAGUCGUUCCAGGAGUGGUAUUAUCCCUGAAUCAUUAAUCUUCCCUGCACCAUCUCCCACACCACAUGGUAGUUAUGCAGGCAGUGAUGCGGCGCGCCGCUCGACGUCAAGAGGAGAGAGACGCGAGUAUGACUCUAGCGCAGUGACACCGCGACAAGACAUCAGUGACUCGGUCAGACAGUCGAAUGCUAGUGUGCAAGAUUGGUUGGGGAGGUCAACUCCGGGAGAGGCUGCACAACGAUCAGUGUCCCCGUUUGAUAGGCCGUUCUCGUCCGGGAGUGGCGACGUCUCACGACAUCGAAGAUCUCGUUCCAUGAAUCCACCUUCAGAUGCUGGAUCAUUUAGAAACUCUGAAAGAGGAGCAGGGCAUCACCGCAGAGUCACUUCAACCGACUCUGUUGCCAUUUCUGUUCAACCUCCUUCAGGACCUGAAUCGAAUGCUUCUCCAUCUGUGUCAAUGGAGGCAGGACGUCUCACACCCAACUCAAUUCCUCGGGCUUUGCGUCCGUCUCAUUCAUAUGCACCCGCUGUACCAGACUCUUCCCACUUAGGGAAUUAUCCCUCGAGAGGUCCACUAUCGUCCGUACCGCAAUAUCCAUCUGGCUUCGUGCCCAUGGGAGCUCCUGCUUCCCCUGGGAUGACCGUGGGUGGGCCCGCGGCGGCGUCUCCAAGAGCGGCUGGACGCAUGUAUUCGGGGCUUGCCCCUGAUCCCCACUUGCGGUCUGCCAGCAGAAACAGUAAUAGCGCGAUGAAUGAUGUGCGACCGGAAACGCCUCUACGCCCGCCGUCUGCUAUGGAGAGCUCACAUUCUGGCUCAAGUAGGCCUCGCACAACCAGUCAGCCCCGCUAUAUUCGUCCGCCGAGCCAGCCUCGCCACAUCCCACCACCAGCGCCACCAUUUUACCUCCAACCUCCCAGCGAGCCGCAGUACGUCCCACCGCCGGAUAGGCCAUACACACCCAGCCAGCCUCAUUACUUGCGCGCCCCAAGCCCAUCAACCGAACGGUACACAGACCCAUCUGCAGCAAAUCGGCAGCCGUUGGGGAGUGGGACUCCCGGCACACCAAGCGCCCCGCUCCCUAUCAUGAGCCCUCACUCGUCAACAUCUCGCCUCCCAGGACACAAGCACAGCCUGAGCAUGAACGCUGGUGCGACACCUGCAGCGAGCUACACGCGCCCGCUGUCGGGUGCGCCCCUGCCACAGCUCAGGCGGGUGCCCUCUACGGGCUCGGUCUCAAGCAACGCGUCCAAGCUGUCUGGCUACGGGCGCUAUAACCCGAACGGCUACGUGGACGCGGCGUUUCUGGCGAGUUCGGAAGAUUUGCUGAGCGCACCGUCGCCAGGGACGAGGGCGAAUACGCAACAGAAUGCCACCUUCGCCAGCAUGGACCCGAUGGGGCGCAAUUCGCCAGCGCUAUCCUAUCGCAGUAUGGGGAGUAGGAGAUGA